Molecule: messenger RNA, 1511 nt
Organism: Girardinichthys multiradiatus
Lineage: Eukaryota; Metazoa; Chordata; Actinopteri; Cyprinodontiformes; Goodeidae
Gene: mrpl39
Product: mitochondrial ribosomal protein L39
Exons: 10
Coding region: 143-1093 (316 amino acids)
Cellular component (GO): mitochondrion
Molecular function (GO): nucleotide binding; RNA binding
Source: RefSeq, a predicted model, not a curated record
GCGGACAUAAAUAUGAGGUGCACAUCUCUUAUGCAUGGCGUCCUUCAACCAUAGGUGUUUCUAGCUAGACAUUUAAUUGUUUACUGUUUUAUAUUAUUUUUAAAUCUAUUUCUGUUUAUUAUUUGUAUUAAUAGUCAUUACAAUGGUGACAAGGACCGUGUGUCAAGUUUUUCAGAGACGCUUUGCAUCCACUGCCGCAGCUCUGCGUCCAUCAACCGCAGAGGUGCGCAGUCAGCGUAAUGCCGUCUUCUCCAGAGAGCAGGCCAGGCAGAGGGCUCUGUACCCCCGCAUCGAGAAGAUCGAGGUAUCCAUGAUGGGGCCAGGCCUUGACGGCACGCUCCUGAUCAUGAACAAAGGAAUGUCCACUCCACUGAGCUGCGCCAGACAUCUGACUGAGCACCACAUGAGCAACUCGGCGUUGGCGAUUGUGGAUGGAGAACCGUGGCCCCUCCACCAGCCCCUCACCCAUUCCUGUACCCUCACUCUGCUCACGUUCAAAGACAGCGACCCAAGUCUCGUCAAUCAGGCUUACUGGCGCUCCUGCGCUGCCCUGCUUGGACAGGUUCUGGAGACGGCAUUUAAGGAUGAUUACACUGUGGAGCUGCUCAGCCUGCCAGAAGUGCCAGUAACUUCAGGGGCGUUCUGCUGCGAUGUCGUCUUCGACCCUCGGCUGGACUCAUGGACCACCUCUGAGGAGUCUCUACGCUCUUUAACCCAAGGGGCCCAGCAGCUGAUCCAUCAGAACUUGGUUUGGGAGCCUCUGGAGGUGGCACCCUCUGUGGCGCUGGAGGUUUUCUCACAUAGCAGCUGUAAACAGGAAGAAGUAGAACAGAAAGCAUCACACAGUCCUAAAGGCACCGUUAUGCUCUAUAGAUGUGGUGAUCAUGUGCUGCUGAGUGGGGGCCCCCUGGUGGCCAGAACGGGCCUGUGCUCCCAGUAUGAGGUGACAGCUCUCCACAGCCUGGGAAAGGGCCCCUGGGGUCACCACCGCAGAGCUCAGGGUCUCUCUCUACCUCUGCAGCUACAGGCUCAUCACACAGUCUGGAGGAGACUGAGGCAACGGGCAGAGAAACUGGAUCAUUGGAGGCGCUAAAAAUUAUGGCAGCUGUGAUUUUGUAAGAAUUAUUUCCAUCUACUAAAUAAAUGCUACUAGUUUUAGUUCUUCUUGUUGCACACAAAUGUGCUGUAAUAUUGUGAUGUAUUUAUUUCAAACUCUGUGGUGGUUUUUAUAUUUUGAAAUUUGAAGGGUGAAUGCGUUGUCCACCUCGUGCAUGUGCCAGCACACAGAGCACGGCAGAGACGGUUCAAAAAGAGCAGAAGGCGUGGGCGGAUGCGUUUCGUGAGCCGGCUGCAGGCAGCAGGGAGGCAUGUCCCCUGUCUGCCUCCAGCUGGCGCUCCAAACACUGCCGCCCACACUGCAAACGAGCAUCACGACCCCACAUCCGUCCAACAAUGUUGCUUCGGACAUUUAGCCAUUUCUACAGCUUAAUAAAAAAAAACUGUUUUGUAAA